AUGAAGCUCGCCGCCGCCUUCCUGCUGCUCGGCGUGGCCCUGCUCAGCCAGCGCACUGCAGCCUUCUUCGUGAACAUGGCGGCCAAGCCCUCGGUCCCGAGCCCGGCCGCCCUCGCGCCUGCCCUGGACAGUGUGGCCGGGGCUGCUGCGGGGGCCACCGGGCCCGCCGGGGCCGUGGCCGACAGUGUGGCCGGGGCGGCGUCCUCCUCCUACUUCAAGGGCUUCCACCCCCUGAGGUUCAUCCUGGCCAGCAUGGGCAUCUCCGUGGACAAACUGGUGGAGGGCUCCAGGAAGUGUGUGACUGAGCUGGGCCCAGACGCGGUGGGGGCCGUGAAGACGCUCCUGGGGGCCCUGACGUUCUUCGGCUGA
Messenger RNA from Pipistrellus nathusii (Nathusius's pipistrelle), 369 nucleotides. NCBI's taxonomy places the organism in Eukaryota, Metazoa, Chordata, Mammalia, Chiroptera, Vespertilionidae. The record is from the annotation of a GenBank genome assembly.